AUGUUUUCAUUAUUAACUAAAUUUCCUUCUUUUGUUUUCAAUCGUUUUGGUUAUCAAUUUGCAUCUUCUUCUUCUUCAACAUUUUCACAUAUUACAUCUGAUGGAAAUAUUACUAUGGUUGAUAUAGGUGAAAAAAAGAGUACUCAACGACAAGCGAUUGUUGAGGCUACUGUUAAAUUUCCGGAUUCUCAUACCUUUCAAUCCUAUUUUAAUAUAACAACAAAAAAAGGUGAUGCAAGAUUAUGUUCAAAAUUAGCUGGUAUACUUGCCGCUAAACGUACGUCAGAUUUAAUUCCACUUUGUCAUCAACUUCCACUUUCGCAUAUUGAUAUUGAAUAUGAACAUAAACAUGAAGAGAAUGAAGUUCUUGUUCGAUGUAUUUGUUCGACAAAUUAUCAAACAGGUGUUGAAAUGGAAGCUAUGGUUGGUGCAACUAUUGCUGCGGUUACUAUUUAUGAUAUGUGUAAAGCAUUGAGUAAAUCGAUUGAAAUUCGCAAUAUCCGUCUUGUUGAAAAAACCGGCGGAAAAUCAUCUAUUCAUUCUAAAUAA
Messenger RNA from Adineta steineri, 549 nucleotides. The record is from the annotation of a GenBank genome assembly. NCBI's taxonomy places the organism in Eukaryota, Metazoa, Rotifera, Eurotatoria, Adinetida, Adinetidae.